Molecule: messenger RNA, 3421 nt
Organism: Linum trigynum
Lineage: Eukaryota; Viridiplantae; Streptophyta; Magnoliopsida; Malpighiales; Linaceae
Source: the annotation of a GenBank genome assembly
CUAACAAAGCAAGUAAACUGUUGUAUUCAGGUUAAGAGAGGUCACCCGGAUAUGGUUCCCCCUAGACUGCAGUUAAGCCGGAUUGUAAUUACCAAGUUCAGUUUCUAUGAUAGUUAUACUGCGGAAGGUUCUUAAACAGCCUGAAGUCUCGACUAAAGGUCUUCAGACCCUCUCAAUCUGAGUCUCUAGCGGGCGACUAACCUCCACCGGAGUAAACAGAUUGAGGCCUUAACAAACAAAACCUCCACUACCGGAGUAAAUCCGGUACAGAACAGUGAGUUGGCUCCUCGACUAAAGUCACCAACUCCCUACCUUCAAUCAAGGAUACUCUAUUAACCUAGGCAGAUAUUCUCAUUCUAGGUUAAAGCAGAAACAACAGGAAUUUGAUUAGGAUUCAAGUCAUUCAAUCAUUCAAACCUCAAUUGAAUAUAAUCAAUCAUAGAAUCAGUACUUGGGUUCAUACAAUCAAACCUAACAUACAAAUCUAGGGUUCUCCAUACCCAGAUGAAUGGGAGAACUACUCCAUGGAGAAGAAAGCAAAAGCAGAAUAAGACGCGGAAUUCAUACUGUGAAGGACAGGGGUGAAAAUAUGUGUAAUUAACGGUCUAAGAACAGGGGUGAAAAUAUGUGUAAUUAACGGUCUAUCAAAAAGCUUUUGGAAGGCGGUCUACUCAUGUAAUGAAGUAGAUUGGAAGGCGGCUUGUGCAGAAUUGCAAGCCAUAGAAGCAGCGGAUCGAUCCACAACACCCUACAAAGACUUCAUGGAUCAAGAGCCUAGGUAUUUCUGUCGAGCAUUCCUAUCCCCUAUUCCCAAAUGUGACUCUGUGGAAUCCAAUAUAUGUGAAACGUGGAAUGGAUCCAUAAUCAAGUAUAGGGGAAUGAGGCUGAUUGACAUGCUUGAGGGUAUUAGGGUGUAUUUGAUGGAUAGGUUUGUAUUGAAGUACAAAAUGUUGUAUGAUAACCCUGAUCAGCUAUGCCCUAGAAUUAGGAAGAGAAUUGAGAAGGAGAAGGCUCUUGCUAGAUUGUACACUUCUAGGCAAACAUUAGAUGACAAGUGUGAGGUUAAGAUGGGAAGUCGAGGGUACAUUGUCGACCUCAACAAUCGUAGCUGUAGUUGUGGGUAUUGGGCAGUGAGUGGAUUACCAUGCUGCCAUGCUAUUUCAGCAAUAUCACAUCUGAGGAAAGAUGUUGAUUCGUAUGUUAGUCAAUGGUAUUGGACUCAUGUGGUAGUGGAUGCAUACAAGGUAGGCAUUCCUUGUUUCGAUGGGAGACAAGCAUGGCCAGAGGCCUCUGGCUACCCUGUGCUCCCUCCAAAACAAAGAGCUAUGCCUGGAAGGCCUAAAAAAAAUAGGAGGAAAGCAGCACAUGAGUUUGAGGUUCGACCUCAAGCGCAUGGAGUGGGUGAGGAGGUCUCAAAAAGGGGAACCCUAAUCCAUUGUGGCAAGUGUGGUGCAGAGGGCCAUAAUGCACGAACUUGCAAGUCUCCCACAGUCGUUGAAACACCAAGAACCAGGAGCAGGACCCUUCCUAGGUCGAGGGAGGCCACGCAACAACAACCUGCCUCAGCAACUGGAAAGAGGACAAGAGUGUCCCAUUGCAGCAAAUGUGGCUCUGCCACACAUAAUGCUAGAACAUGUCCCCUUAAUCAAGGGGUUGGAAUUCAGCAAGUAAGGCUAAAUGUGGAUGUUCGAAGAACCAUAGAACGUGAGAUGAGGGUAGCAACAAGAGGAAUAGGAGUCUAUGUAGAUGAAACUACUGGUAACCAAUAUGUUAAGCUGAAUGGAGCACGUGGACGUGUAGUGGAUGUGGGUCAACCUACAGUGGUAGAUGUCCAGGGAAGUCAGCCCCCAGCAACACAACUAGAGACUUGAUGAAAAUAGACAGUCGACUUUUAAACAUUUUGAGCCCCAUGUAAUGACCUCCGAGGAGGGUAUUUUGGAAGUCGACUUAGUUAUAGUGGUUAAUUGCUAUGUAACAUGACGUGGGGUUCUACUUUAAAACAUUAAGAAUGCUAUGUAUUAGGGGAUGACUCAAGUAGUAUUAUUAGGGGUUCUACUUUUAAACAUUUUGAGCCCCCAUGUAUUGACUGAAGUAGUACUUUGUUCCAGACUACUUUGUUCCAGACUAUUUGGUCCAUUUCAAUAUCAACUUUAAUUGCAGUCACAACAUUCAAAUACAAAAGCACAUUACACAGACUACUUGUUCCAUUAUACAAAAGCACAUUACACAGACUACUUGGUCCAUUUCAAAUACAUUCAAAACAAUCACCCUGCUGUUACAUAGACUACUUCCCCCCAUCCUCUACAAACAAGUUUGGUUCCUCCACAAAAAGAGAAGAAAGAAAACAUUGGAAACUAUCACAAUGCCUAUCAUUAAGCGAAUAGCCCGAAUAUCAUCGUUCAAUCUCCUUCCUUGAGCAACCAUAUCUUUGAUCAACGCAUUUUUCUCAUUCUUCCUCCUCUCCGCCUUGGACUCAGCGAGGCGCAAUGCAUCUUCCAACUGUAUUAUUAUUGCCUCAAGAUCCUGGUUUCCAUCAUCAAUCCUCUCGACCCACCUAAAAAACCUACACUUCUGUUUCCCAUCCACAUUCUGUACCAAGAACCAUCCAAUCAACAAACCAAAGCCAUCAUUGUGUCACGCGUAUAGAAACCAAGAUUCUAUGUUUUACCUGCCAAUAUGGGCAUCCAUAAAACUGCCUGCCUGGGUUGGUCGAGGUGCCUGAUGUCUUAACGACAGCGGGAACAUUGUGCUCGCAGAGAACCACCCCACCGCUGUUGAUGCUUGUCGCAGAUGAAGAUCGACGCUUUGACAUCUCGAGACAAACCUCGCCCAACUCGGAUUCGCUCCUACCUGAAGUGAUUCGUGUCGCGAAGUUGUCUGUUGACGAUGUCGUUGACUACCGCCGGUGACGAGGUUGCUCAACGCACGCAGCGACGUCCUCUCCGACGGCGCCGAUUUUGAAUUCGAACCAGAACCCUAAAUUUUUCGAUUGGGGAAAGGGGGAAGUCGGGAAGAGAGAAGAGCCCGAUAGAUUAAAUAGGGGAAAUGGGAAUUUUGUUUUCGUUUUUUAUUCAUAGGGGAAGUGGAAUUUUUGUUUUCGUUUUUAUUCAUUUAAAGUUUUAUUGAGUCAGCAUCCACGUGUAACGUUUUAUUGAUUUUUGGCUUAUGUGGAAAGUGAUACGUCAUUGAGUCAGCAUUCCGUUAGUGUCUGAGAUGCCGUCUGAGACGUCGUUAAAGUUUCAUACGAAAUUGGAUAUAUUUGUCACACGGCCCUCUGAUUUUUGGAUAUAUCGUGUAUUUCCAUAGUUGUGGAUAUAUUUGUCACAAAGCUGAAAGUUGUGGAUAUACAGCUGUAUUUUGCCUAAAAACAAAGACUAAAUUAAGGAUAUCUAAAUCAUUUUAAUGAAAAUUAAGACGCAAA